GGCCGGGGACUCACAGAGGCUCCAGGAUGGAGUGGGGUGCGGGAGCCAAGCUGCUGCUGUUGUGGGCUGCGUGCUUUGGACACGCACAAGCGGAUAGGUCGAGUGACUACACUUCAGUCAUGGAGGUGACUAAUGGGGGCCCCUGGGGCGACUGGGCCUGGCCUGAGAUGUGUCCCGACGGAUUCUUCGCCAGCGGGUUCUCGCUCAAGGUGGAGCCCCCACAAGGCAUUCCUGGAGACGACACGGCAAUGAACGGGAUCCGGCUGCACUGUGCGCGGGGGAAUGCGGCGCGCAACACUCGCGUAGUGGAGUCUCAGUCAGGAAGGUGGGGCGCGUGGAGCGAGCCGCUGUGGUGUCCCAGUGGCGGCUUCCUCGUGGCUUUCUCGCUUCGCGUGGAGGCACCCGUGACCCCUGGGGACAACACGGCUGCCAACAACGUGCGCUUCCGCUGCUCGGAUGGCACAGAGCUAGAGGGGCCUGGCCUGGCCUGGGGAGACUUUGGAAACUGGAGUGAGCCGUGUUCUAAAGGCAUGUGCGGCCUGCAGGUCAAGAUUGAGCAGCCUAGAGGCCUCCGCGAUGACACCGCGGUUAAUGACGUGCGUUUUUUCUGCUGCCGCAGUUGAUCCUUCGCUGUCCUCUCCCCGGCCCCACCUCAGGCUUGUCCCACCCCUAGCUAUUAAAGCUUCUCCAUCUUG
Molecule: messenger RNA, 695 nt
Organism: Hipposideros armiger (great roundleaf bat)
Lineage: Eukaryota; Metazoa; Chordata; Mammalia; Chiroptera; Hipposideridae
Gene: VMO1
Product: vitelline membrane outer layer 1 homolog
Exons: 3
Coding region: 27-623 (198 amino acids)
Source: RefSeq, a predicted model, not a curated record